UAAAUGUGGGGCCCCGAUGAUGCGGCGCAUUCGAUCCGUUUGCCGCAGACUCAGUGACUCACAACCAUGCCCAGCAUCGCCAGCAGCAUCUCGUCCCAGCGCCGGAUCUCCAGCCGGGUGGUACCCAGCUUCUCCAGCAGAUCUGUCCACAGCAGCAGCUCCUGGAGCCGGGGCCCCUCCAGCUCCAGGAGCUCGAUGAGCCUCCUGGGCAGCUCCCUGAGAGCGGCCGCUGCCUCCGGCACCGUGGGUUCCAGCGAGAAGCAGACCAUGCAGGGUCUUAACUCCCGCCUGGCACUCUACCUGGAGAAUGUCAGCUCCCUGGAGAACAGCAACCGGGAGCUGGAGCUCAAGAUCAAAGCGUUGCUCGAAGAGAAAAAAACUGUUGCCAGGGACAUCAACCCAAUGUUAGCACAGGCGCAUGCCCUGAAUAAACAGAUCCAGGAUUUUACAAUGAAAAAUGCUGUACUGAUACUACAAAUAGACAACGCAAGGCUCAGUGCUGAAGACUUCAAAAUGAAGACGGAGUCUGAAGCGUCCGUUCGGCAAACUGUGGAGAAUGACAUCGACCGCCUGAGGCGCAUCAAGAUGGAAUACGACGAUAACGGCAUCAGCCUGAGAAACGAAGGGGAGAUGCUCACUGAGGAACUUCUCUUCCUGAAAAAGAAUCACCAGGAGGAAGUGAAUGCCCUCAAAUCACAGAUUAGCAAUAAUAAUAUCACAGUGGAGACGGACUGUGUGACUCAAACUGAUCUUACUAAGCGUCUUGAAGAAAUCAGAAAGAAUUAUGAGGAAAUAGUGAACCAAAACAAAAAAGACACAGAAUUGUGGUUCAAGUCCCAGAUGGAAACUAUCACCGCUGCAGUACAGCAGACUGACAAAGAGAUUGAAGCAGUCAAGGCAGAACUCAAUAAUAAUCGACACAUAGUACAAUCCCUGGAGAUAGAGCUUGAAACCCUAAGGAAACAGAAUAUGGGACUGGAAAAUAUAUUGCUGGACACUGAGCAAAGAUAUGAUGUGGACUUCAAUAAGAUGCAAACAAUUACCUCCAAAUUGGAAGGCGAUUUGUUCAAUAUGCAUAAUGAUAUGAUGCUGAACAAGGAAAAAUAUGAUUCUCUUAUGCAAGCUAAACUGACUCUGGAUGCAGAGCUUGCUGAGUACAGGCGUUUACUUAAUGGGGAAACAAGAAAGGUUGUUCAUGUUCCUCCUCCACGUUCACCCUCUCCUCCUCCUGAAGUCACAACAAGAAAAAUUGUCAAAGUCAUCACAACUACAUUAGUUGAUGGCAAGGUGGUUGAUGAAUCAAGUGAAGUUGAAGAAAUUAGUGAGAAAAAGCAUGUGGAAAAAAUCUCUUCAAUGUAUUGUCAAUGAACUAGUGAAAUAUUAUGCAUUAUAAGGAAACUCUUAUUGGGUAUAAUGGGUAUUUGAAGCAAUGAACUACUAUGGUAACCUUGUAUAAAGUAAUUGAACUUUCUACUAAUUAUAUAAUUAUGUAAUUAUAUUCAAUUACAUAAUGUCUAAUAAAAGUCAUAUCGCACGUC
Messenger RNA from Rhincodon typus (whale shark), 1538 nucleotides. RefSeq lists its product as uncharacterized. The coding region runs from base 67 to 1368 and encodes 433 amino acids. The record is from RefSeq and is a predicted model, not a curated record. NCBI's taxonomy places the organism in Eukaryota, Metazoa, Chordata, Chondrichthyes, Orectolobiformes, Rhincodontidae. Gene Ontology annotation, molecular function: structural molecule activity. The transcript has 8 exons.